AGUGUGGAGUCCAAAACGUUCGUUUGCUCUCUCGUGUUCUAGAACUCUCUCUCUCUCGCCGCGGCGAUCUCAAUGGAAGGCGAGCAGCUCCUCCACAUCCUGGCGGUGCCAUUCCCAGCGCAGAGCCACAUCUCCGCGCUGAUGCACCUCUGCAAGAGGAUCGCCGCUUGCCGCCCCCGCCAAGUUGCCAUCACCUUCGUCAACGUCGACAGCAUCCACGAGCAGAUGGCGCUGCGCUGGUCCGCCCCCGACCACGGCCUCCACAUCCGCCUCGCCUCCGUCCCCUUCCCCUGGAACAUCCCCAGCGGCUACGACGCCUACUGCGCGGCCAACAACGGCCUCUUCGCGGACACCCUCGAGAAGCUCCUCCCCCGCCUUCUCAAGUCGCUGGCGGCCAUCCAAGCCACCCCCGUGCGCUGCAUUCUCUCCGACUACUUCCUCCCGGCGACGCAGCACGUCGCGGACGAGCUCGGCGUCCCCCGCGUCGCGUUUUUGUCGGGCAACGCUUCCUGGGCCAGCAUCGAGUUCCAUAUCCCGGAGCUUUCCGCGAGAAAGCACGUUUUUGCACAAGAUCAGUCGGACUGCUUGAUCGAUUACAUUGGCGGCCUCCCUCCGAUUCUCAAGAGCGACCUUCCAGCGUAUCUUCAGAAGCACACAGACGAGCUCUGGAUCGAACGCGCGCAAACGAGGAGCCCGAGCAUACGUAAAGCGGCCUGGGUGCUCGUAAACUCGUUCUACCCGCUGGAAAGGCAACCCUUCGAUUUCAUGAGAGCACAACUCGGUGAGAAGUUUUUGCCAGUCGGUCCUCUCUCUUCCUCCGGAGACGCUAAAACCAGAACUAGUGAGAGUAACACCGAUACCGCGCUCCGGGCCGAGGACGCCGACUGCCUCUCUUGGCUGAGCACCAAGCCCAAGAGCUCGGUCCUCUACAUCUCCUUCGGCAGCAUCGCGGUUCUCACCCAGGCGCAGUUCUGGGAGCUCGCGGGAGCUCUCGACAGUUGCCGCGACGUUCCUUUCCUCUGGGUGGUGAGGCCCCAGCUCGUCAUAGGCGGCCUGGACGACGAGUCUUUCACCGCCUUUUGCCGGAGUGUUGGCGAUCGCGGACGAGUGAUAUCCUGGGCACCGCAGCUUCAAGUUCUCAAGCACCCUUCCACCGGCGGAUUCCUGACUCACUGCGGCUGGAACUCGAUGCUGGAGAGCAUCUCGGGCGGAGUCCCGAUGCUGGGGUGGCCUUGGGCCGGGGAGCAGAACACCAACUGCAGGCUCAUGGUUGACGAGUGGAAGAUUGGUGCCGAGCUUCCGGUGAAGAACACUGACUCGGUACCCCGGGAGGAGAUUGCACGAGUGAUUAAGCUCGUCAUGGACGGGAAGUCACGUCGAGCAGAGGAGAUAAGGACGAAAGUGGAGCAGCUGAAGGCUGCCACUGCCAAGGCCGUCGAGGACGCUGAUAGAAAUUUACUGGCGAUGCUGGAAGAACUCAGCUCUGUCGCUGUUGGGACUCCUGCCAAUGACAGCUUGUAAAAAGCUUUCGACAGCUCAAUAUAUACGCCGUACCUGUA
Molecule: messenger RNA, 1559 nt
Organism: Selaginella moellendorffii
Lineage: Eukaryota; Viridiplantae; Streptophyta; Lycopodiopsida; Selaginellales; Selaginellaceae
Product: 7-deoxyloganetin glucosyltransferase
Exons: 2
Coding region: 73-1521 (482 amino acids)
Molecular function (GO): UDP-glycosyltransferase activity
Source: RefSeq, a predicted model, not a curated record